AAUUCCAAAACCCCAAAAAUGGAAGAGAUCGCCGAUCAAACGUUCUUCCACUAUUGCCUCCUCACCCUAAUUUUCUCCGGUCCACCAACCGCCGUCGCGUUGAAAUUCCUCCAAGCUCCUUACGGCAAACACAACCGUACCGGAUGGGGUCCAACCGUAUCUCCGCCGAUUGCUUGGUUCGUCAUGGAGAGCCCAACCUUGUGGCUGACACUCCUCAUCUUUCCCUUUGGUCGUCACGCUCUCAAUCCUAAAUCUCUCCUUCUCUUCUCUCCUUAUCUCAUCCAUUACUUCCACCGCACCAUCAUUUACCCUCUCCGCCUCUUCCGCAGCUCCUCCGCCGGUAAAAACGGGUUUCCGAUCACCAUCGCCGCUAUGGCUUUCACCUUUAAUCUCCUCAACGCUUAUAUCCAGGCGAGGUGGGUUUCGCAUUACAAGGACGACUACGAAGACGGACAGUGGUUCUGGUGGCGGUUUAGUACUGGUUUGGUGGUUUUUGUAGCCGGUAUGUAUAUAAAUAUCACGUCGGACCGGACUUUGGUACGAUUGAAGAAAGAGAACCGGGGAGGUUAUGUGAUACCGAGAGGAGGAUGGUUCGAACUCGUUAGCUGUCCGAAUUACUUUGGAGAGGUGAUUGAGUGGCUGGGCUGGGCUGUUAUGACUUGGUCUUGGGCCGGUAUUGGAUUUUUUCUGUACACGUGUUCUAAUUUGAUUCCGCGUGCACGUGCGAGUCACAAGUGGUACAUUGACAAGUUCAAGGAAGAGUAUCCCAAGACUCGAAAAGCUGUUAUUCCUUUUGUGUACUGAGAAAGUAGAAACUAGUUUAUGAUAUGUUUAUGUCUCAAUUUGUUCCAAACUAGUUUUGUCAAAAUUUCCAAUAACCGGUUUUGUUCCAA
Arabidopsis arenosa is the source of this 893-nucleotide messenger RNA. Lineage: Eukaryota; Viridiplantae; Streptophyta; Magnoliopsida; Brassicales; Brassicaceae. The record is from the annotation of a GenBank genome assembly.